AUGUUGGGAACUGGCCUUGUUAAAGUGGAGAAAGAGAAGCACUUCAAUGGGAAAAGAAAAGACCAAAAGAAAAAAGAUUCGUUGGAGGAUGAUGAUGAUGAUGAUGUUCAACAGCAAUCUUGGAAACGAAAGACAAAAGUCUCUGCUCCUUCUUCUUCUUCGUACUCAGCUAAGGAACCACUGAUGAAGAAGCUCAAAACGAUGGGUAUCUCUGAUGAUGUUCAACAACAAUCUCAGACCGAAGAUGACUACUCAGUAAAGGAACCACGGAAGAAGAAGAUCAAAAGGAGACAUGUCUCUGACGAUUUGGAAGCUCCUUGGGAUACUCUUUUGGAAGAUCGUUGGGAGACUCUUUUCGAAGAUUAUUGGGAGACUAUGUUCUACAAACCACUAAAGAAACUUGAGGAGAGCCUCAUCAAACAACUUUAUGGAACUACCAAACGUCCGGCUGUAGUCACUAGCAAAUCUUCAUCCAAGAAAAACACGGAGAGAAGAACACGUGAAGAGUCAACAGCUACUGCGUCUAUGAUCGAGACAUCUGAAAGUGAAAGCCAAACGUGA
This is a messenger RNA of Microthlaspi erraticum, 561 nucleotides long. NCBI's taxonomy places the organism in Eukaryota, Viridiplantae, Streptophyta, Magnoliopsida, Brassicales, Brassicaceae. The record is from the annotation of a GenBank genome assembly.